Messenger RNA from Temnothorax curvispinosus, 981 nucleotides. It is a transcript of the gene Trmt61, whose product is annotated as tRNA (adenine(58)-N(1))-methyltransferase catalytic subunit TRMT61A. Gene Ontology annotation, biological process: tRNA methylation. Gene Ontology annotation, cellular component: nucleus; tRNA (m1A) methyltransferase complex. NCBI's taxonomy places the organism in Eukaryota, Metazoa, Arthropoda, Insecta, Hymenoptera, Formicidae. The annotation marks the transcript as partial. The record is from RefSeq and is a predicted model, not a curated record. The transcript has 3 exons.
CGCGGGGCAUGUUUGUGGUCGCUACGUCACGUGUCGGUAUGACAGGAUUCCUAACCUGAGAGCAACGUCAAAACGCUAAACAUCUCGCUUCGCAGGGCAGACCGCCGCAUUUUUCUGCCAGAUUCUUUCGUUUCGUCGUCAAAACUCGUCGUCGGAGCAUACGUUUAUUGAUAUUAUAGAUGCAGCGCGUAUUCCAAGUACGUACCGAAAAUAAUUUAUCGUACAAAAUUCAUUUUGCAAGUAUUAAGCAUAAGCAAAAUACACGUCAAAAUUUACAAGGAACAUGAGUUUUAAGACAACUAAGGAAGUUAUAGAAGACGGAGACCGUGUUAUCUUAUAUUUAAGUCCAAGCAACAUGCAUUCUCUGGAAGUAAAAGCGAAACGUUCUAACAAGAAGGGUGAAAUCAUAGAUAACAUGUUCCACACUACGUAUGGUGCCGUGAGAGUUGUUUCGCUCAUCGGACAAAAGUAUGGUUCGAAAGUGGAGUUGUCUCGAGGCUGGGCAUAUGUGUUGCAGCCAACGCCAGAACUCUGGACGCUGACACUGCCGCAUAGAACUCAGAUUAUCUAUAGUCCAGAUUCAAGUCUCAUUAUACAUUUAAUGGAGCUUCGGCCAGGAAGUAUAAUCAUCGAAACAGAAUUUAAGAAGCAUGGUUUGAAUACGUUUGUAACUUUGAAGGAAAGAGAUGUUUGCUUAGAAGGAUUUGGAGAAGAGUUAAAACACAAAAUUGAUGCAGUGUUCCUAGAUCUUCCACAUCCGUGGUUAGCGAUAGAACACGCUACUGUUGCUUUAAAACAAACAGGUGGAAAACUCUGUUUUUUUUCUCCUUGCAUUGAACAAGUUCAACGUACUUGCGCAAAACUGAUUUCUAAAGGAUUUAUAGACGUACACACGUACGAAUGUUUGCAAAGAGAAAUGAAUGUUCAAUACAGAUCUCUACCGAUAUUAGAUUUGGAAUGUUUAAAAUACAAGGUAUGUUG